GCCGCUUCUCACACUUUAAACUCCGCUCGCAUUUGUCCGCCACUUCUGUCCACCCCCCGAACGUACACGGCCGCCCACCGACCUCAAGAAAUCCAACGAUCGCAAGGUGAGUUCAUGCUGAAUUCAGAUGCGACUGGGCCAACUUCCAGGGUGUUGGUUCUUGUGUUGCUGGAAGAAAUUUGGCGAAAAAUGAACCUCUGGAUGACGAUGGAUUGACUGCUCGCAUCGAGGAUGUGUCAAUAUCGAAUGAAGUAGCUGACUUCGCAUAUAGAUGCGGGACGUCCUCCAAACUGAAGAACUCGACAUCCCUGAGGGUGUUACCAUUGAAAUCAAGUCCCGUGUUAUCAAAGUCACCGGCGCACGGGGUACCCUCACGAAGAAUGUCCGUCACGUCGAUAUGGAUAUUAGGGUGUUGAAGACCAAGAAGAGCAGCAAAGUCACUCUUGCAGUGUGGCAAGGUGGACGCAAGCACGUCGCAUGUCUACGGACAAUCCGAAGCUUGAUUAACCACAUGGUUAUUGGUGUGACCAAGGGCUUCCUCUACAAAAUGCGCGCCGUCUAUGCCCAUUUCCCCAUCAACGCCAUCAUCCAAGACAGUGGAAACGCUAUCGAGAUCCGUAACUUCCUGGGAGAGAAAACUGUACGACACGUAAAGAUGCUCGGUGGAGUCUGUAUUUCGGAGUCAAAGGCCCAAAAAGAUGAGCUUAUACUUGAGGGUAAUGAUAUUGAGAACGUUUCGCAAUCAGCCGCCUCCAUUCAGGGUGCUUGCCGCGUACGGAACAAGGAUAUCCGUAAAUUCUUGGAUGGUAUCUACGUAUCCGACCGCACGACCAUCAUGCAUGAGUAGAUGGGGUGUGGUUGAUCAGGGAAG
Molecule: messenger RNA, 871 nt
Organism: Suillus clintonianus
Lineage: Eukaryota; Fungi; Basidiomycota; Agaricomycetes; Boletales; Suillaceae
Product: ribosomal protein L6
Exons: 4
Coding region: 272-847 (191 amino acids)
Biological process (GO): cytoplasmic translation
Cellular component (GO): ribosome; cytosolic large ribosomal subunit
Molecular function (GO): structural constituent of ribosome; rRNA binding
Source: RefSeq, a predicted model, not a curated record